AUGGUGCGCCAUUUACGUUCUUGUCCGUUAAAAACUACGGAUUCAGAUUUAUCUUGUCAGCAAGCCAAAAUAAAUCAAUAUUACAAGUCAACAACAAAUGAAUUAACAGUAGUACCAAAACCUAUCAAAGAUGCUGUUACAACAACUAUUACUGAAUUUGUAGCACAAGAUGGACAAGCUUUUCAGCUGGUGAACAUUUUUGGUUUUAUUAAUCUUGCUGAACAAUUGUUUAAUAGUGGUAAACUCAUAUCAUCAUCACCUAAUAUACAUAUUGCAAAUAUUUUAACUGAUCCUACUACUGUGAUAGCUUCUAUUCUUGAUAAUAAACUUUUGGCAAUUUAUUUACGAAUAGGUAAAGAUUUAUUGACUGGUUUAUGCGAAUUUUUAUUGCUGUUUGAUACUGUUCUUGAUAGAUUAAGUGAUAAUGAACGACCGAUACUUCAUCGUGUAUUACUAUUUAAACAGUUUUUAAUUAACAAGUGUGAAAUUAAUGAUGAUGAAAAAGAAGAUUCAAAACAUUUGAAUAAAAGAUUAGUCGAAACAUGGGAAUUGUCAAAUGAACAUUUGAUUGCUACAUUGGUUUAUCCAAACUUGAAAUAUUUUCAUAUGUGCCCACAUGAAAGAACAUACAAUUCUUUUGUUAAAAGAAGAAAUGUUUUAAUAAGAGAUACUUCAACAGCAACACAAACGUCGUCAUGUUCAUCAUUAUUAUCCACUACUAGAUUAUCUUCAACAAAAAACUUAUUGGUACAAAUUUACGAUAAAUCAAGUACAAAUAAAGAAAAAUCAGUUAUUGAACAAGAAAUAGAAGAUUAUCUUAAAUCUAAAUCAUCAUUAUACGAUGAAAAAAAUGAUGAAUAUUCUUGCGUAUUGGAAGGAAUAUUCCAAGUCUAA
This is a messenger RNA of Rotaria sordida, 894 nucleotides long. The record is from the annotation of a GenBank genome assembly. Lineage: Eukaryota; Metazoa; Rotifera; Eurotatoria; Philodinida; Philodinidae.